AUGAGCCAUAACCAUCCUUAUAGACAACUUCAUUCGUCUCCUCAACCCGGAGUUUCGUCGCUGACAGUCUCAGAUACCAUGAAAUCGGAAGCCACCACAAUUAAAGAAGCUACAGUAGCUACACCACUUCCAUAUCCCAUUCAAGAGGGAGCCUUGAAUACCCCUAUGGUACCUUCUCCAGUGGGACCCAGUAAACUUGGAUACCCUCAUCAACAACAACCUUUAGCAGCACCACAAUUAUCGCCUCGUUUCACAACUACCGACAAUCAUAGGCCACUCCAAAUACAUCAGACAUCCUCUGGAUCUGUUCCUACUUUUGAGGGCACUACCCCACACAUAACUGAGUCGCUUUUGUCUGCUUCCUCUAGUGACUCUUCCAUUCCCCCGGUGGGAGGACAUCGUGGACCCACGCCUAACAAUAAUUCUGGAGGCUACUCUUAUCCUCCAAAGAGGAAUGGUGGAACUUUAUCUCCUAAUGCAACUGGAUCAGGAUCAGGCUCAGUACCUUAUCAUAAUGCAGCACAUUUAGCUACAUCUCCAUCAUAUGGUCCAAAUACUCCACCUCGAGCUUUUUCUUCCGCGGGCCAAUCACCUCCAUUCGUUGCCCUUUCGGCUACCUCUUCGGUAACCAAUUUAAACAUCACAAAUUCAGCCAACGGUGUUAAUGGCCCCUUUAGUAAAUCUGAGAACAAUUUAUCACUUGUGGCUAGUCCUCAGUUCAAUGCUAAGUUGGGCCAUAAUCGUUCAGUGUCUUCUGCAUCGUCCUUCAUGUACGACCGGAACGAUAAUGCAUCUUUGGUGGAUUUCAGUCAAAGUUAUAUUACUCAAUAUUUGGGUGAUAACUCUUCUAACUUGUUACCUCGGAUUAAAACUCUUCAGUUGUAUCAAAAGAAUGCCAAAAAAUCAAAUGAUCCUACUGUGCUUUUCCAAUAUGCCCAGUAUAUCUUACAAACAGCUUUGUUAUUAGAUUUGGAUAGUCAAAAUCAUCCGUCAUCUUCAACUUCUACUCCACCAAGAUCUUCACUGUCAAACCAAUUGAAUGUUAAGGCCCAUUCACGUUCAAAAUCAAGUAAUUCUUUAGAUUUGGGAUUGGAUACUGAAAAUGAUACUCAACUUGAUAUCAACGAAGCAAAAUUGAAGCGUAUUUUGCUUAAGGAAGCACACAAAUAUUUGCGCAGAUUGUCGGAUAAGGGCUAUUCUGAGGCUCAAUAUCUUCUUGGUGAUGCAUAUUCAUCUGGAGCUUUUGGUAAAGUAGAAAACAGGGAUGCAUUUGCACUUUUCCUUCAUGCCGCUAAGCAUGGUCACACAGAAUCAGCUUAUAGAGCAUCACACUGUUACGAAGAAGGAUUGGGAACUGGAAGAGAUGCUCGUAAGGCUAUUGAGUUUUUAAAAAUGGCUGCUUCCAAAAACCAUUCUGCAGCCAUGUAUAAGUUGGGUAUUUAUUCAUUCUACGGUCGCAUGGGAUUAGGGAACGACAUCAAUACCAAGAAAUCAGGUAUCAAAUGGUUAACUCGUGCUGCCAAUGUUGCUACUGAGCUUACCUCCGCUGCUCCAUAUGAACUUGGUCGAAUUCAUUUUCAAGGGUUCCAAGAUAUUGUCCUUCCUGAUGAAAAAUAUGCGUUGGAAUUAUAUUCACAAGCUGCAGCUUUAGGUCACAUCCAAGCAGCUGCAAUUUUGGGACAUAAUUAUGAAGUCGGAGAGAUCGUUGCCCAAGAUGCAAAUUUACUGAUUCAUUAUUACACCCAAGCAGCUUUAGGAGGCGACGCGGAAUCUAUGCUUGCCAUGUGUGCUUGGUAUUUGGUAGGUUCUGAACCAUUUCUUCCUAAAGAUGAAAGUGAAGCAUUUGAAUGGGCGCAUCGUGCAGCAUUAUGUCAAUUACCAAAGGCUCAAUUCGCUUUGGGAAACUUUUACGAAAAGGGUAUUGGUUGCAUUAAAAAUAGUAAUGAAGCUCAAACUUGGUAUACGAAGGCAGCUGAAAAUGGAAGUGAAAAGGCACUUAGUCGUUUAGUCGACAAAGAUCUUGCCCGUAAGUUAGAGAAGAGGUUAAAAAUUUCCUCCAAAGAAGGCUCACCUGGUAAGGAUGCAGCGAAGGAUAAGGAUUGUGUUAUUGCUUAA
Molecule: messenger RNA, 2115 nt
Organism: Lizanozyma spartinae
Lineage: Eukaryota; Fungi; Ascomycota; Pichiomycetes; Serinales; Debaryomycetaceae
Gene: CHS4
Product: Chs4p
Exons: 1
Coding region: 1-2115 (704 amino acids)
Molecular function (GO): protein binding
Source: RefSeq, a predicted model, not a curated record